Messenger RNA from Carcharodon carcharias (great white shark), 1574 nucleotides. RefSeq lists its product as uncharacterized. The transcript has 6 exons. Gene Ontology annotation, molecular function: catalytic activity. The coding region runs from base 114 to 1058 and encodes 314 amino acids. Lineage: Eukaryota; Metazoa; Chordata; Chondrichthyes; Lamniformes; Lamnidae. The record is from RefSeq and is a predicted model, not a curated record.
UUGAAACUUUUCAAGCAAGUCCCGAGGAGUCAGGGUUCACAUUUGCCCACGGUUUGCAGAGGGAGAUUGUGUGAGCAGGUGUUUCCCCUGCUCUGUGCCCUUGGUUGUUUGCCAUGUCGGUCUGGAGUCGUUUGUGGUGCUCUGCGGCCGCUUCGGGAGCCCAAAGCCAGGCGACAGCUCGCUGUAAGCUCCAGGGAGCAGCCCGUCGCUGCAGCCGAGCCCCGCACGUACCAGCCAGGAGUGUCACAACAGCUGGACAGGGGGAGGCAGCUGGGAAGAAUUAUGUAAUCACUGAGAAGAAUGGAUCAAUUAUGACCAUUGGGCUUAACAGGCCUGAUGUAAGAAAUGCUGUCAACAGGAUCACAGCACUACAACUAUUGGAAGCAUUCACUACAUUUGAGAGGGACAAAGCAUUGACAGCGGCUGUACUAUAUGGAACAGGAGGUAACUUCUGUGCCGGUUAUGACUUAAAGGAGCUGCCUCAAGCUGCAGCAUCCACAAAGCAUGACCAGGAUGUCACGAAGGAUCCAGGUCCUAUGGGCCCAUCCCGCAUGCAGUUUUCAAAACCAGUGAUCGCUGCUGUGAGUGGAUAUGCUGUAGCUGGUGGACUAGAACUCGCUUUGUUGGCUGAUUUACGCGUGGUGGAACAAAGUGCUAUCAUGGGAGUAUUCUGCAGACGUUUUGGUGUUCCACUAAUAGAUGGAGGCACAGUAAGGCUGCCAAAGCUAAUUGGAUUAUCCAGGGCACUGGACCUUAUUUUGACUGGGCGUCCAAUCAGUGCGCAAGAAGCUUAUGAGUUUGGGCUUGUCAAUCGAGUCGUCCCAGCUGGUCAAGCUCUUCAAAGUGCCGUAGAGUUGGCUGAACAGAUAUCUGCUUUCCCCCAACACUGCAUGUGUGCUGACAGAGCCUCUGCUUAUUAUGGUAUGUUUGAUGCUUCCUCCUUUACUGAAGGCAUGCAGGCUGAAUUUGACAAUGCUAAAGAUGUGAUUUCAAAGGAAGCCAUCCCUGGUGCAAACAAGUUCAUCCUAGGAACUGGAAGACAAGGAAAAUUCUCUUAGCUUCUGAAAAGCAUGAAGAGAUGUGAACCACGGGAAGGAUUUUUUUUGCAGGGGCGGGGGAUGGUGGUUGAUUGGGGUCCUGAUCAGCACAGAUGGUGCUCUUCCUGAUUUAAGGUAUCCCUUUCUUCCUGCAGUUGACACAGGUUCAGAUCGAAGCAAUAAUUCAUAAUAACAACAAUUGAUGCAUUUAAAAAAAAAUUCUAACUGAGCAGGGACGCUUCCCAACAUCACAGCUGGCUAAAAGUUGUCAGGCGACAGAAAGAGAAUAAAAUGAGGAAAAUUAAAUUGGUAAUUGCUUUCAUUUAUUUUCAGUAAAGUAAAUGUCAAGUUUGGUUACUUUUGCAAGAAAUGGAGGAAAAAUCAAAAUAUUAUCAUUGAGAAUGGAACCUAAGUGGAUAAGGUAUGGAAGUAAAACAGAAAAUGCUGGAAAUGGAUAGGGUAGAGAGAGAGGGAGAGAAACCAUUUCUGCUAAUUGGGGGACUAGCAGACAUAGUCUAAAAAUUAGAGCCGGGCCUU